Messenger RNA from Entrophospora sp. SA101, 246 nucleotides. The record is from the annotation of a GenBank genome assembly. Lineage: Eukaryota; Fungi; Glomeromycota; Glomeromycetes; Entrophosporales; Entrophosporaceae.
AUGGAAGCCCAAAGUUAUAUUAAUUCUCUCAAAGAACAGCAAAAAAUUAAAAAAGUUGAUGUAAAAGAUUGCUCCAAUGAAUCAACGGUGGAUUUAGAAUUAUUGGAUGCCUGUGUAGGUUUCAUAAUAGAUGUACAAGUAAUUGUGUUUAAUGAAGUUUUUGGUGAGAGUACACAAAGUGAAAAGGAUUAUUAUCUUCAAAUUCUUCGAACAGAUAGGAAAGGCAAAACCAAUAUCAUGGAUUAG